Penaeus monodon (black tiger shrimp) is the source of this 1850-nucleotide messenger RNA. RefSeq names its product TLC domain-containing protein 3A-like. Gene Ontology annotation, cellular component: membrane; endoplasmic reticulum. Lineage: Eukaryota; Metazoa; Arthropoda; Malacostraca; Decapoda; Penaeidae. Gene Ontology annotation, biological process: lipid homeostasis. The transcript is spliced from 6 exons. The coding region runs from base 454 to 1272 and encodes 272 amino acids. The record is from RefSeq and is a predicted model, not a curated record.
GAGAGAGAGGGAGAGAGAGAGAGAGAGAGAGGGAGAAAGAGAAAAAAGAUCACAAAAGCAUUUAUUAGCAUCAACGACCCACCUGACCAUUAAAAAGAGCUAAAUCCCCAUAGAAUAAAUAUUCUCCCACUUCUUUCCUAACAUUACGUGUGCGUUUUACCGUGUAAUUAAUAUAUAUAACACCGAAAAAGAAGCAAAAAUCCUGAAGGGUAUUUAUAGAACGCGAGGAAUUAACGUUUUACAAGCACACUGUCUCGGACCCUCAACCCCAUGGGGAGUGAAAUCCAUGAAUUUUAUUAUCCGGAGGUACAGUGAGGAUACUAUAACCCCUGUGAUGGAUCCUAUAAGUUCAUGAAGUGCAAUUAAGAUAAUCUGUAGUUAAUUCGUAUGGGGUAAGACUAUUAAGGUGUCUGGAUACGUGUGUGGCAGCUCAGCAGCAGAUCUUGAAGCGAGAUGUUGAAAACAACAAUUUUCGGUGCCUUCGUCCUGUGUUCGUCUUUCGCUUUUUGGUUGGGUCUCUUCAGACUAAGCUACCACCUCCUAGACAGCUACUUUCAGAGGAAAAAAUGGCAAAUGUCGCAUCACCAUAUUAUGAACAUGUGCGAGGCGAUUGUUUCAGGCGCUCAGGCAAUAGCAUCAUCUGUGUGUGGUGUGGUGGUGGUGCUGUCAUGCUACCAUGAUGUGAUGUGGGCUGUCCACCCUCUGGCUUCAGACUAUGGCUUGGCAGCUUCAAGUUACUUUAUAUAUGAUACUGUUGCUAUGUACGAGGUCUACUUAUCAAGCUUACCAGAAGUGCCUGAAACUUUCAUCAAACGUGUUAAGGGAUUUGUAAAGAAGAGAACUUUACUUGUGCUGCAUCAUGUAGGGGUGUCUGCAUUUCUUUUUCCAGUGCUGGUGUAUCGAAGUGGUAUUGGCGACUUCUUUGUUGGGUGUUUCUUCUGUGUUGAGCUUAGUGGUCCCUUCACAAACAUGAGAGUUAUUCUUAGCAGACUUGGACUAAAAUAUUCAAGAUGGUACUUACUCAACGGAAUUGCCAUGAUUUUGUCUUUUGCGCUCUGCCGAGUGGUGGUAUUUCCCUACAUGUACCUAGCAUAUGGGGCACAGUAUGGCCUAAGCAUUUUAGAAGUUGUGAAGAAAAUUCCUCUUCAUUGUAAUUUGGGCUGCCUUUUGGUUCUAAUACCUCAGUUGCAUUGGCUGAGGCUCAUGAUACUAGGAGCUAUUAAAAUGUUCUCCGGGAAAAAGUUGUCUGAAGCUGAAGAAAAGAUUGAUUAAAUAUAAUGUAUGGUAAUGCAUUUUGCAGAUUAUGCUCGCUGCAUUUUUGUAUGGAACGUGUAAGUUAUUGAUUGCUGCUCAAAAGUAGUUGUGAAAGAGUGUUCUCAUAAUAAUGAAAAUAUAUGAUCAUGUGUUUUGUUCUUUAUCAGUGAGAGGACUCAGGUUUGAAAAAUGUUAGGUAUUUUUUAAUCUUAUUUAAACUAGCAUUCACAUAUGAAUGUUUUACUUCACUGUGUACAUGUUGCAGAUUUGUAUUUAUUUUGUACAAGCUUGUAAAGUAGACAUAAAAACUGAACAAACAUUGGAAUUUAUACUGUGAGAUUUUAGAAUUAAUAGCACAUAAUAACAAACAUCAUUGAAUCAAACUAACAUAUUGAAAUUGUAUAUACUUUUGCAAACUUAAUUUAAUGUAAUAAACAUGGCAACUCAGGGCAAUUUAGAAAAAUAUUUUUAUAAAACAGAAGUGUGCUUAUGACCUUUAUUUAAAAAGGUUGAAAAGCAAUAGAUGUUAUAAGGUAAUUAUAAACUUAUAAACAUUUUUGUAAAUAAUUCUUAAAUAUAUUACAAUUUCAUAUUUC